UUGACAGAAGUAGUAGAAAAGGAGCGAAAAAAAGAGAAGGAAAAGCUAGGCGUCCCAUCAUGAAGCUCAAGCAGCUCGAGGGUCUUCUCGGAGAUCUCGAACAGUUCCCCACUCCAAAGAUCGAGCUGGAGCAGUACCCAACUCGACCGCACAUCGCCUCAAGAGUGAUUUUUACGGCUGAAAAUACAUUUGGGGACAUAAGUAGCAAGGUAGUAGCAGACUUUGGUUGUGGCUGUGGUACAUUAGGUGUAGCCAGUGCUCUCUUGGGUGCAGAUCAUGUAAUUGGCGUCGACGUCGAUCCACAAUCUCUUGAAAUUGCUUCACUAAAUGCAGAAAAUCUGGAGGUGGACAUUGAUCUCAUUCAGUGUGACAUCAAGGAUAUUGAAUGGAGAGGUCUGUUUGUUGACACUAUUGUGAUGAAUCCUCCCUUUGGGACUAGAAAGAAAGGAUCUGACAUGGAGUUCCUUUCUAUGGCUCUGAAGGUUGCAUCCCAAGCAGUCUAUUCUUUGCACAAGACUACUACCAGGGAUCACAUUAAAAGAGCAGCGUUGCGGUCCUUUGGUGCCAGUAGUGCAGAAGUAUUGUGUGAGCUUAGGUACGAUGUGCCGCAGAUGUACAAGUUCCACAGGAAGAAAGAGGUAGACAUAGCAGUGGAUCUCUGGCGAUUUGUUCCAGGGCCGGCGAAGAAAAGUUGAAUUGGAGAAACAGAGAGAACCAGUUGGAAGGACCAUCUGCAUUUGCUCCUCGAUCAAUUGAAAUAUAUCUGAUGUUUGUUUAUCGUGGUCCUGCACUAGCGUAGGGACUCUAGGAUCCAAACUUGGAGCAGUUGUACAUCGGAAAUGAUUUGUGUAUACGCUAUUUAUCUUUUCUUUUUGCCCGCAGUUAUUUCAGUUUAGAUAGUUGCUUUCGGGCAAAAGCUUAGACGAUUCUCGUAGUCAAAGCUUAGAUAGUUGUUGUCUAAAUAUUGCACAUCCAAGAUUCCAUGUAGCGUAACGUAUUUGAAGAUGUAGCGUUUCGUACGUACAUUAUUGAUUA
Messenger RNA from Asparagus officinalis (garden asparagus), 1035 nucleotides. Its product is annotated as methyltransferase-like protein 5. Gene Ontology annotation, biological process: rRNA methylation. Lineage: Eukaryota; Viridiplantae; Streptophyta; Magnoliopsida; Asparagales; Asparagaceae. The record is from RefSeq and is a predicted model, not a curated record. The transcript has 9 exons. The coding region runs from base 60 to 695 and encodes 211 amino acids. Gene Ontology annotation, molecular function: rRNA (adenine-N6-)-methyltransferase activity; nucleic acid binding.